This is a messenger RNA of Pseudocercospora fijiensis CIRAD86, 1044 nucleotides long. RefSeq lists its product as uncharacterized. Lineage: Eukaryota; Fungi; Ascomycota; Dothideomycetes; Mycosphaerellales; Mycosphaerellaceae. Bases 41 to 721 code for a protein of 226 amino acids. Gene Ontology annotation, cellular component: post-mRNA release spliceosomal complex; U2-type spliceosomal complex. The record is from RefSeq and is a predicted model, not a curated record. The transcript has a single exon.
GAUCUACUCGCCAGAAAAGACCGAGAGAUCGUGACCAAAAAUGGCUUCAAUACAGGCUCUCAGCUCAGCCGCGCAGGACAGAAAAGCCCGUCUGGCGCAGCUCAAAUCGCUCAAACGCAAGCAGCCAGACACAACCGAAGACCAGCAAGAUGAAGCAGCACCAACACCCAAGUCACCACGGCAGGACUCUACACUUGAGGGCUCAGACGUGACCUCCAAAUAUCUCUCAGGAAGAAACUAUGACGCAGAAACGCGAGGAGCCAAACUAGGCUUUGAAACAGCACCAGACGAAGGGAAAGAAACACUCGAAAAGAAAGCCGCAGCCCUCGCCGCAGAGACCAAGCGACAAGCAGAGGAGGAAGAAAAAGCCAACCAACCUCUCGACCUCUUCAAAAUCCAGCCCAAGAAGCCGAACUGGGAUCUCAAAAGAGAUCUAGAUCGCAAACUCGCCGUCUUGAAUGUCCGCACUGACAACGCUAUUGCGCGGCUGGUCAGAGAGCGAAUUUCAGGUCAACAAAAAGCUGCGCAAGCCCGAGCGGCGCAGGCCGCUCACGGGAGCACAAAUGGUGGUCAGCAGUCAUCGUCACAAAGUGGAGAUGUUGAAGCCAUGGGUAUCGAAGGCACAACUCUUGUCGAAGCAACAAAUGUCAGGGAACGCGAGGACGAAGAGGACGCGAGACGGGAACGUGAGGAGGAAGAGGCACUUCUUGAUGGAAGCUGAGUGGGACGGUUGGGUGGUCAGCAAGGCCAGCAGGAGAUCCACCCUUGUGCACGUGAUGGUCGCACGUUUCUACUCUGAAAGAAUCCAGGUUAACUCGCCGAACUGAGCGACGUGCAGGAGCGCGACCGUUCUCGAACAUGACCGGGCCCGGGUCAAGAAGGGCUAAGGGUCGUCGAGCGGAGGGGUCCAAAAGAAGCCGUGAAAUUAUUUUCCUCGCGGUAGUCGCGGCUGCUGCUUAGCGAAAUGCGUGCGAUCAUCGCAUGAUGAAGCGUCAGCGUGAACCGCCGCUUUGCAAUGCGACACACGGAUAAUUUUCUUGACUG